Molecule: messenger RNA, 861 nt
Organism: Cornus florida
Lineage: Eukaryota; Viridiplantae; Streptophyta; Magnoliopsida; Cornales; Cornaceae
Product: receptor kinase-like protein Xa21
Exons: 2
Coding region: 1-861 (286 amino acids)
Biological process (GO): protein phosphorylation
Molecular function (GO): protein kinase activity; ATP binding
Source: RefSeq, a predicted model, not a curated record
AUGCGAGCAACAGAUGGGUUUAGUGAAAGCAAUUUGCUUGGCAUGGGGAGUUUUGGUUCAGUUUAUAAAGGGACACUUACAGAUGGGAAGAUUUUAGCUGUAAAGGUAUUUAAUCUGCAACAAGAAACUGCUUUUAAGAGUUUUGACACAGAAUGCAUAAUAUUGCGCAACAUUCGCCACCGAAAUCUCACCAAAGUCAUUAGCAAUUGCUCUAACUUUGAUUUCAAGGCCUUGAUACUAGAGUACAUGCCUAAUGGGAGUCUUGAAAAGUGGUUGUAUUCACACAACUACUUCUUGGAUAUUUUGCAAAGAUUAGACAUAAUGAUAGAUGUGAUGUGUGCAUUGGCCUAUCUCCACCAUGAUUACUCAACGUGUGUGGUUCAUUGUGACCUCAAACCCAACAAUGUCCUUCUAGAUCAAGAUAUGGUUGCACAUGUCAGUGACUUCGGCAUUGCAAAGUCCUUAGAAAAGGGGGAGAGCAUUGCACUAACUAAGACUCUAGCCGCAUUUGGAUAUAUUGCACCAGUAUCCACAAGGUGUGAUGUCUACAGUUACGGCAUUAUGUUGAUGGAAACAUUUACAAGAAAGAAGCCCGUUGAUGAAAUAUUUACUGGAGGUAUGAGCUUCAAGAGUUGGGUAAACCAAUCGCUGCCCAAUGCAAUAAUUCAUGUCAUAGAUUCCAACUUGCUAAAGCCAGAGGAAGCACACUUCCCUGCAAAGCUGCAAUGUUUAUCGUCCCUCAUGGAAUUGGCCCAGAAUUGCUCUGCCGAAUCACCCCAAGAGAGGAUCAACAUGAAAGAUGCUCUAGUAGCACUCAAGAAGAUCAAACUUCAAUUACUCACAAAUUGCGAAGGGACUUAA